GGCGUCCACGUUGGAUGGCUGUCCUGCGACUACGUCGUCUUGGGAGAAGGUGAUGGUCUUCGAAGGUUUGAGGUGCUUGUGGUCAGACUCUCCCGGCAGGCGGGAUCUUGACGCGGCCUUUGCUGAGGAGAUGCUCUGGAUUUCAAGUGGCAUGCAAAAAGACAACGUUAACGGAAUGCCAUGGAUGAUGGGUUUCACUGGGGUGGGUACUUCUCUUGGGGGGACUCUUCUUUGCUUCCUUUUCCUCUGCACAGUUAUCUCCGUCGCCUUUUCCCAUUCCGCGACCAUUCUAUCGCCGUCCCCGAGCAGCACGGUCGCCUUGCGUGAACUGGCAUGGCUUGCUUUCUUUCUGCUUCUUGCCUAA
Messenger RNA from Oldenlandia corymbosa var. corymbosa, 364 nucleotides. The record is from the annotation of a GenBank genome assembly. Lineage: Eukaryota; Viridiplantae; Streptophyta; Magnoliopsida; Gentianales; Rubiaceae.